This is a messenger RNA of Meloidogyne enterolobii, 645 nucleotides long. The record is from the annotation of a GenBank genome assembly. Lineage: Eukaryota; Metazoa; Nematoda; Chromadorea; Rhabditida; Meloidogynidae.
AUGACUCCUCAACAGCUUAAAGAUUUAAUUGCAAAUAAUACACCAAAAGCUACAAGGAAUAUUUUUCUUAUAAGGCAUGGUCAAUAUAAGAAGGAAAAGGCUAAAGAAAAAAAGAAGCUUACUCCACUUGGGCGUGAACAAGCAGAAUUUCUUGGAAAAAGGUUAACAAUGGCAAAAAAUCAAUUAAAAAUUGACAAGUGCGUGUUUUCUACAUUGAUUAGAGCAAGAGAGACGGGUGAAAUUAUGGCGAAGCAAAUGCCUCAUUUAAAAAUUGGAUGCACCUUGGAUUCGAUGUUGGAAGAGGGGGCACCUUAUCCUGGAAAUCCUUCUUUUGGUUGGAAUCCAGGCUUUUUUCAACUUCACACUGACGGUGCAAGAAUUGAAGCUGCAUUUCGCAAAUAUUUUCAUCGUGCAAAGCUGUCUCAGAAAGAAGAUAGUUUUGAACUUAUUGUGUGUCAUGCUAAUGUGAUUCGCUAUUUUGUUUGUAGAAUCCUUCAAUACCCUCCCGAGCGAUGGGUGGUUUUCAAUUUGGCUCAUACUUCAAUAACUUGGAUAGAAAUUAAACCAGAUGGCCAUAUAUUUAUCAAAACUGUUGGAGAUUUUGGACAUUUGCCGUCAGGAAAAAUUUCUUUUAAUAAUGUUUAA